Molecule: messenger RNA, 2509 nt
Organism: Phymastichus coffea
Lineage: Eukaryota; Metazoa; Arthropoda; Insecta; Hymenoptera; Eulophidae
Product: probable tyrosyl-DNA phosphodiesterase
Exons: 7
Coding region: 306-2351 (681 amino acids)
Biological process (GO): double-strand break repair; single strand break repair
Cellular component (GO): nucleus
Molecular function (GO): single-stranded DNA binding; 3'-tyrosyl-DNA phosphodiesterase activity; double-stranded DNA binding
Source: RefSeq, a predicted model, not a curated record
ACUUAUGAAACUAUAAAUAAAAAAAAACAGCAAUAAUAGCUUCAGUAUUUUUUCCACCAUUCGAGCUAUAUCGCGACAUCUAUUGAAUUAUAACAAAAAGUUACUUGCAAUUUAGGUUAUAUAGCCAUGCAGGUUAAGAAAAGAAUGACGGUAAUCUGACAUAUUGCAAAUAUAUAUGUAUAACACAAAUUUUUAAAAUGUAUUUGUCCAACGCACAUUAAAUAAUUACGUUUAUUGUUUAAAAUUUUAUCAAAAUUCCGUUUAAUUAAUAUUGGAGUACGUCUCAAAAAGACGCAAUUUUCAUUAUGAAUAAUAUAAUAAACAGUAAUAAUGUUGGAGAAAAAAAAUUAUGCCCAUACAAAGAUAAGUGUUAUAGGAAAAAUCCCAUUCAUUUCAAUGAAAUGUCACAUCCUCACUUGGAAAAGUUAAUACUCAAUCAACUUGAUGAAGCAAUUACCAUACCUCGUGAUUUGGAGUUUGAAUGUACAGACCGCAUACAAUUACUAGAUCAGCUCAAAGUUUUACAGAUGGUUUUAAGAAAAGAAAGGGAUAAAAAUGAUGGCUCAGCAUCAUUGAGUAAGGCUACCAUUAGUGUAACGCUGAAAAAAGAACCUCAAAGAGAUAAAAACCUUGAUGAUUGGAAAGCAAAAAUUUUCAAACAUAAACAAGACACAGAACAGAAAAGACAAAAUAAAUUGAAAGAUAUGGAUUUAAAGGCUAUGAUUCCUGAUGAUAAUUCUUGUACAAAUAAAAAAAGAAUAUUGUCAACUGAUAGUGAACAAUCUACAACAAAAAAAUACAAGAAUGAAAGCAUACUAAAAGAAAAAUCAGAUGAUUCUAUGAGUUUCAGUUUUUCAAGUACUAAUUCUCAAAGUAGUAGCUCUCAGUCAUCUAGUCAAUCAUCAUUGUCAGGAAGAUCAUUUAUAGAGAGUUUUAUAUCAUCUACUGAUACAUUGGCAAAAGAAAAAGUAAGAACUCAAGCAAUAGAUAGGAUGAGAAAAUCUGGUUAUGUUGUAAAUUUAGUCACUCCAGGAGAAUUUGCAUUAAAAUAUGCAUUGUCAGCUCCAUACCAUUAUUUUUUUAACAGAGUUGAAAAAUCAAAAGUAACGCAUGAACAGCAAUUCACAGUUUCAUUUCCUGAAUUACUUGAUGUAAGUCUAGGGGAAAUAGUUAAUAGUCUUCAUAUAAAUUUUAUGGUUGAACUUGGUUGGUUGUGCCUCCAAUAUUUGUUGGCUGCACAAACUGCAAAAAUGACUAUUUUUUAUGGAGAACUGUGUGAUCCACAGACUUCGUUACCACCUAAUAUUAAUCUGAUUCAAGUUAAAUUACCAACUGCUUAUGGAUGUCAUCAUUCAAAAGUUUCAAUUAUUAAGUAUAAUGACGGUGGAAUCAGGAUUAUAGUUUCAACUGCUAAUUUAUAUUCUGAUGAUUGGGACAAUAGAACUCAGGGAUUGUGGAUGUCACCUCAUUUACCACAAUUACCAGAUUCAGCAAAUCCAAGUGAUGGAGAGUCUCCUACAAAUUUUAAGAAAAGUUUCAGAGAAUACCUUGCUGCUUAUCAUAAUCCAAAAUUAGUUGAAUGGGAACAUUUGGUAAAAAAAGCUGAUUUUUCAAGUGUAAAUGUAUUUUUCAUUGCAUCAGUCCCUGGUAGUCACAAAGGUCGAAGUUUGAAUUCUUGGGGUCAUAGAAGACUUGCAGCAAUUUUGAAUGAUCAUGCAGUAUUACCUGCUGAUGCUCCCCAAUGGACAUUGGUUGCACAAAGCUCUAGUAUAGGUGUUUUAGGUCCUAAUUUUGAUAGUUGGAUAGGAUCUAAUAUAGUAUUUUCAAUGUCCAGAGAAAAAGUCAAGGGUAUUAAGAGCAAUCCUAAUUUCCAAUUUAUUUAUCCCUCUCUGAAAAAUUAUGAAAGCAGUUUUGAUUGUAGAGCUGGUUCUUCCUGUUUCCCAUAUUCAAGAAAAAGUCAUGAAAAACAGGAGUGGCUAGAGAAUUAUUUAUAUCAGUGGAAAGCUGAUGAAACUGGUCGCACUAAAGCAAUGCCUCACGUGAAAUCUUAUACAAGGCUUUCACCAGACCGAUUACAAAUUCCAUGGUUUGUCUUGACAAGUGCUAAUCUAAGCAAAGCGGCAUGGGGAACAACUGCUAAAGCAGGAGCUUCACAUUAUAUUAUGAAUUAUGAAGCGGGAGUAGUUUUUAUACCGACAUUUAUCAUAAAUCAAACUACGUUUCCACUGAAAGAAUCUUGCUCUUCAAACGUUCCAAUAUUCAGACUCCCUUAUGAUCUUCCUCUUACUAAGUAUAAAAGAGACGAUGUGCCAUUUGUCGGUGAUUUUCUCCAUGAUAGCCAAAAACUGUAAGACGAAAAAAUAUGAGAAUUGACUAUUGAUGAUGAUAUAAAGAAAAAUGUAAGACGUGUGUUGGUUUGAAUUAAUUUGUGUAUGGAUAUUGAAUUUUCUACAAUAUUCUAUUUUCGUAUUGUGUAACUAUGUUUAAAACAUCUAAUUUAUUUGAAUAU